AUGGGAUGUUCCACAUCAAAGCUAGAUGAUGCAGAAGCAGUUCAACUUUGUAAAGAUCGAAAGAGGUUUAUUAAACAGGCUCUCGAACAAAGAGCACGAUUUGCAUCUGGACACAUAGCCUAUAUCCAAUCCCUGAAAAGAGUUUCGGCUGCUCUUCGUGACUAUAUUGAAGUCGAUGAGCCUCAUGAGUUCUCACUAGAGUCCUUCAUAACCCCACCAUUCACACCGAUAAAGAAAAGUAGUCCUGGUUUUAUCUGUGACAGUACACCUAAGAUCAGAAGGAUUUCAUCAAAAUCCUACUCACCUGCACAAAUCCAAUCCGAACCCCAUUCAUCUAUGAAGGUACAUUACCUAAGAUCAGGAGGAAAUCCAGCAGUGUCAGUGGAAGAGAGACCACCUCCAUCACCAGAGACAGUAAGAGUAGAAACAUACUCUCCAGUACACCAGUUUGGAAUGGAUGGUUUCUUUGCAAUGCAAUCAUCACCUAUGAAUUCUUCUUCAUUCUUCUCCUAUUCCCCUAACAGGCCCAAUAUCCCUCCACCUUCGCCUCAACAUUCUCAAUGGGAUUUUUUCUGGAACCCAUUUUCAUCAUUAGAUUACUAUGGUUAUCCCACUCGAUCUAGUAUUGAUCAGACGGUCAUGGAUGAUGACAUUAGAGGACUAAAGCAGGUAAGAGAAGAAGAAGGGAUACCUGACUUGGAAGAAAUUGAAACUGAGCAAGAGGAUUGCUAUGAUGAGGCAAAUGUAACACAAGAAAGGGCUAAAGUGGAUCUAAACUACAACAGAGAAGAAAUUAUUGUUGAAGAUGUUGAUGACGAGGAUGACGAGGAUGACGAGGAUGACGAGACGGUCAGUGGAAAUGAAACUGAGCAUGAAGCAGAAACAUCCUCCCAUGGUCAUAUUAGCAUAGAGGUGCGAGCUCAAACUGCUAGGCAAGUUGAAACUAGUGACCAAGGAACGGCAGUUGUUGAUCAAGAGGCUAAGGAAGAAACACCAGGAUUUACUGUCUAUGUAAACCGAAGGCCAACAAGUAUGGCAGAAGUUAUCAAGGAUUUAGAAGCUCAGUUUGUGAUCGUUUGCAAUGCAGCCAAUCAGGUCUCGGCAUUGUUAGAGGGGAGCAGAGAGCAGUACUCGUCAACCUCAAAUGAAUUUUCAGCCAUGAAAAUGCUGAACCCAGUAGCGUUAUUUCGUUCAGCGUCCUCGUCUCGCUCAGCCUCAUCCAGAUUUUUAGUGACUUCUUCCUGCUCCAAAGAUGAAGGUUAUGAAAGCAGCAGUGACUUCUCAGAGGAGACCUGCAUGUUUUCAGGUAGUCAUCAAUCAACAUUGGACAGACUGUAUGCUUGGGAGAAGAAACUCUAUGAGGAAGUCAAGUCUGGAGAAAAGGUUCGGAUGGCAUAUGAAAAGAAACUAAUGCAACUCCGGAACCAAGAUGUAAAAGGCGAUGACCAAGCUGCUGUGGAAAAAACAAGGGUAUCCAUUAGAGAUCUACAUACACAGAUGAAGGUUUCGAUACACUCAGUUGAAGCUAUUUCAAAGAGAAUUGAAACCUUGAGGGAUGAAGAAUUGCAGCCUCAACUUUCAGAAUUGGUACAGGGGUUAGCAAGGAUGUGGAAAGUAAUGGCAGAGUGCCAUCAGACACAGAAAAGAAGCCUCGAUGAAGCCAAGCUUUUACUUGCAGGCACACCUUCAAAACUGGAAGCUAAAAGGCUUUCUUCGUCCACUUCAGUCACUGAUCCAAACCGGCUAGCACGUUCUGCAGCCAAUCUUGAGACCGAAUUGAGGAACUGGAGAGCCUACUUCGAGGCAUGGAUCACUUCUCAACGAUCCUACGUACACGCAAUAACAGGAUGGCUUCUCCGUUGCAUGAGGGCUGAUCCAGAUACAUCAAAGUUGCCAUUCUCUCCUCGUCGCUCUAAUGGCGCUCUUCCAAUAUUUGGAAUAUGCAUCCAAUGGUCAAGGUUUCUGGAUGCCAUACGUGAGACCCCAGUGCUGGAUGGACUAGAUUUCUUCGCAGCUGGUAUGGGAUCUCUGUAUGCACAGCAGGUUAAAGAGGAUUUGCGUAGAGCACGAAUUGGUUCAAAGAGAUUCGAGACAACUGAGGAAUUCAGUGGGAAUAUGGAACUGGUGGAGGUUGGUCAAGUUGAACAAGUAAUGACUGCAGAUAAAAUGGCUGAGGUUGCCAUAAGGGUACUUUGUGCUGGAAUGUCAGUUACUAUGAGCUCACUGACAGAGUUUUCUAUUGCUUCGUCUGAGGGAUAUGCUGAUCUUGUUAAUCAAUGGGACAAUGCCAAGACUACUAGUAGAGCUGGAAUAUGA
Molecule: messenger RNA, 2316 nt
Organism: Fragaria vesca subsp. vesca
Lineage: Eukaryota; Viridiplantae; Streptophyta; Magnoliopsida; Rosales; Rosaceae
Exons: 4
Coding region: 1-2316 (771 amino acids)
Source: RefSeq, a predicted model, not a curated record